This is a messenger RNA of Alnus glutinosa, 1133 nucleotides long. RefSeq names its product thylakoid lumenal protein TL20.3, chloroplastic. The coding region runs from base 104 to 901 and encodes 265 amino acids. The record is from RefSeq and is a predicted model, not a curated record. The transcript is spliced from 7 exons. Lineage: Eukaryota; Viridiplantae; Streptophyta; Magnoliopsida; Fagales; Betulaceae.
GGACGGCAAGAAAACCCAAAAGAAACAUAUCUUGUGUUGUCGUCUCAAUUCUCAACCAAUCCAUUUGUUUUGCAUCUUGUGCAAAAAUAGAAGAAAACCGGCAAUGGCACUCUCCUCCAUCUCCCCAUUAUCCAUAAAAUCCCUCAACAUUUCUUCAUCAAAUUCCAAGGUUUCAAAGCCCUUUGCCAUAGUCUGUCAGCAAAAUUCCUUUCGCGAUUAUUCUAGGCACUCGGUUGCCGACUCAGAAUCUAAGAAAUGGAGGAAACUGGUUUCCACUGCGAUGGCAGCUGCCAUUAUUACUUUCAGCUCCAACAACAUGUCCGCUCUUGCUGAUCUCAACAAGUUUGAGGCAGCUACUCCAGGGGAGUUCGGGAGAGGUUCAGCAGCCCAAUUUGGUUCUGCAGACCUCAGGAAAGCAGUACAUAUGAAUGAAAAUUUCAGAGCCAAUUUCACGGCCGCGGAUAUGAGGGAAUCUGAUUUUAGUGGUUCAACAUUCAAUGGUGCAUACCUCGAGAAAGCAGUUGCAUACAAGGCAAAUUUUUCAGGUGCUGAUUUGAGCGACACGUUGAUGGACCGCAUGGUCUUGAAUGAAGCCAAUCUCACAAAUGCCGUGCUCGUUAGAACGGUUCUCACCCGUAGUGACCUCGGGGGUGCCGUCAUUGAAGGUGCUGACUUCAGUGAUGCUGUUCUGGAUCUUCCACAGAAGCAGGCUCUUUGCAAGUAUGCAAGUGGCACCAAUCCUGUUACAGGGGUUAGCACCAGAGUAAGCUUAGGUUGUGGAAACAGUCGACGCAAUGCCUAUGGUACUCCAUCUUCUCCAUUGUUAAGUGCUCCACCACAGAAACUGCUCAAUAGGGAUGGUUUCUGUGACGACGACACUGGUCUUUGUGAGGCAAAAUAAUAUCAAGACUUGGUAAUUAUAGGGACUGACAUUGGUUUAGGCGUAUAAAGAUCCAUGUGGUUUCUAUAACUAUGUAUAACAUAUGGAAGAAGAUGAUGAAUUUAUUUGUAUAAAGUUUUGAACAAAUAUGCAUAGAACACUUCUGUAUAACUUCUCUAUAAUCGCCACAGUAGAUUAAUUUGCACAAAUAAUCAUUCACCAUAUCAUUAAGUACACAUCACAUCAGUUUUAA